Haliotis rubra (blacklip abalone) is the source of this 14240-nucleotide messenger RNA. RefSeq lists its product as uncharacterized. Gene Ontology annotation, molecular function: protein binding; calcium channel activity; calcium ion binding. Gene Ontology annotation, biological process: detection of mechanical stimulus. Gene Ontology annotation, cellular component: membrane. The record is from RefSeq and is a predicted model, not a curated record. NCBI's taxonomy places the organism in Eukaryota, Metazoa, Mollusca, Gastropoda, Lepetellida, Haliotidae.
AUGGAUGUAUCAAGCACUGUUGCAGAAGAGAGCCCAGUGCUACAACAAACAUCGUCUGUAAUCCAGAUGGACGCUCCAAGCGGUGUAGCAGAAGAAAGCUCAUCGAUGCUUCAAACAUCGACUGCAAUCCAAAUGGUUACUUCAAGCAGUGUAGCAGAAGAAAGCUCAGCGCUACAUCAAAUAUCGUCUGCAAACCAAAUGGACGCUUCAAGCAGUGUUGCUGGAGAAAGUUCAGUGAUACAUCAAACAUCGUCUGCAAUCCAAAUGGACACUUCAAGCAGUGUUGUUGGAGAAAGUUCAGCGUUACUUCCAACAUCGACUGCAAUCCAAAUGGACACUUCAAGCAGUGUUCCUGGAGAAAGUUCAGUGAUACAUCAAACAUCGUCUGCAAUCCAAAUGGACACUUCAAGCAGUGUUGUUGGAGAAAGUUCAGCGUUACUUCCAACAUCGACUGCAAUCCAAAUAGACGCUUCAAGCAGUGUAGCAGAAGAAAGCUCAGCGCUACAUCAAACAUCGUCUGCAAUCCAAAUGGACACUUCAAGCAGUGUAGCUGAAGAAAGCUCAGUGAUACAUCAAACAUCGACUGGAAUCCAAAUGGACACUUCAAGCAGUGUUGUUGGAGAAAGUUCAGCGUUACUUCAAACAUCGACUGCAAUCCAAAUGGACACUUCAAGCAGUGUUCCUGGAGAAAGUUCAGUGAUACAUCAAACAUCGUCUGCAAUCCAAAUGGACACUUCAAGCAGUGUUGUUGGAGAAAGUUCAGCGUUACUUCCAACAUCGACUGCAAUCCAAAUGGACACUUCAAGCAGUGUAGCAGAAGAAAGCUCAGCGCUACAUCAAACAUCGUCUGCAAUCCAAAUGGACACUUCAAGCAGUGUAGCUGAAGAAAGCUCAGUGAUACUUCAAACAUCGACUGCAAUCCAAAUAGACGCUUCAAGCAGUGUAGCUAGAGGAAGCUCAGCGAUACAUCAAACAUCGUCUGCAAUCCAAAUGGACACUUCAAGCAGUGUUGCUGGAGAAAGUUCAGCGUUACUUCAAACAUCGACUGCAAUCCAAAUGGAUGCUUCAAGCAGUGUAGCUGAAGAAAGCUCAGUGAUACAUCAAACAUCGACUGCAAUCCAAAUAGACGCUUCAAGCAGUGUAGCUGAAGAAAGUUCAGCGCUACAUCAAACAUCGUCUGCAAUCCAAAUGGACACUUCAAGCAGUGUAGCUGAAGAAAGCUCAGUGAUACUUCAAACAUCGACUGCAAUCCAAAUGGACACUUCAAGCAGUGUAGCUGAAGAAAGCUCAGUGAUACAUCAAACAUCGUCUGCAAUCCAAAUGGACGCUUCAAGCAGUGUAGCUGGAGAAAGCUCAGUGAUAUAUCAACCAUCGUCUGCAAUCCAAUUGGACACCUCAAGCAGUGUUCCAGAAGAGAGUUCAAUGCUACUUCAAACAUCGUCUGCAAUCCAAAUGGAUGCUUCAAGCAGUGUUGCUGGAGAAAGUUCAGUGCUACUUUCAACAUCGACUGCAAUCCAGAUGGUCGCUUCAAGCAGUGUUCCAGAAGAGAGUUCAGUGCUACUUCCAACAUCGACUGCAAUCCAAAUUGAUGCUUCAACCAGUUUAGCUGAGGAAAGCUCUGUGAUACAUCAAACAUCGUCUGUAAUCCAAAUGGACACUUCAAGCAGUGUAGCUGGAGAAAGCUCAGUGAUAUAUCAACCAUCCUCUGCAAUCCAAUUGGACACCUCAAGUAGUGUUCCAGAAGAGAGUUCAAUGCUACUUCAAACAUCGUCUGCAAUUCAAUUGGACGCCUCAAGCAGUGUUCCAGAAGAGAGUUCAAUGCUACUUUCAACAUCGUCUGCAAUCCAAAUGGAUGCUUCAAGCAGUGUUGCUGGAGAAAGUUCAGUGCUACUUCAAACAUCGACUGCAAUCCAAAUGGAUGCUUCAAGCAGUGUUCCAGAAGAGAGUUCAAUGCUACUUCAAACAUCGUCUGCAAUCCAAAUGGAUGCUUCAAGCAGUGUUGCUGGAGAAAGUUCAGUGCUACUUUCAACAUCGACUGCAAUCCAAAUGGACGCCUCAAGCAGUGUUCCAGAAGAGAGUUCAGUGCUACUUCCAACAUCGUCUGCAAUCCAAAUGGAUGCUUCAAGCAGUGUAGCUGAAGAAAGUUCAGCGCUUCAUCAAACAUCGACUGCAAUCCAAUUGGAUGCUUCAAUCAGUGUAGCAGAAGAAAGUUCAAUGCUACUUCAAGCAUCGACUGCAAUCCAAAUGGAUGCUUCAAGCAGUGUUCCAGAAGAAAGUUCAGCGCUACUUUCAACAUCGACUGCAAUCCAAAUGGACGCUUCAAGCAGUGCUUUAGAAGAGAGUUCAGUGCUUUAUCAAAUAGGAAACAUUUCAAGCAGUGACUUGGUUUUACAUAUGCAAAUGUCAAGCACUACGUCUGGUAUAGACGGUGAUUCAACCAUCGGGAUCACCAGAUCAUCCCAAACAUUGGCCUUACCUGUUUUAGUCAGUAUCACGGCUUCAUCUGUAUCUGAUUAUCUAGCAACAGCCUCUACGACAACUACCAUCAGUAAGAGCAACAGCCUCGAAGCUUCACCAGCAGAAUACACAGAGGUCACGUCGUCUUCAAUGACGAGUAUAUCAGCUCCAUCGGUUGCAGCAACAGAACGUUUCAGCGUGGGAACAGUGACAUCAGUAACAAGUCAAAGCUUGUCCUCGUGGGCAGAGUUGUCAUUAGAGUCGACAUCAUACAGCCCUUCAAAUACAGAAGCCGUGUCAACAACGGACUCGAUUCAGUCGUCAAUGUCUCUGCAGAUGUCGCAACUGCAGAUGUCAACAUCGUCAACACCCAUUACUGUGCUGACGUGCAGUGACGUCGGUGUCAACGCGUCCUCUUGCAUGCUGUCUACGCUUACAGAGACAUCGUCGAUGGCGCUGGACCAAGGAAUGACGGUGUCGCCUUACAGUACAGAAAGUGUCAGGUCAUCUUACAUAGAGAUAGACGAGUGCCAGAGCAGCCCGUGCCCAGUCCACUCCACGUGUAUAGAUCUGAUCGGGACACACAGGUGCGAGUGCAACAUCGGCUACAUAAUGUCGGGGGAGAUCUGCACAGAUAUCAAUGAGUGCUUGGUUAAUCCAUGUCCUGAGUUCUCUACCUGUGAGAACACCGUGGGAAGUUAUACUUGUGACUGUGUACAAGGGUAUGUCAAAGAUGGCGAUAAAUGCAGUGACUUUGACGAGUGUGACGCUGACCCUUGCCCCAGCAACUCUGACUGUACCAACACCCCCGGCAACUACACAUGCACCUGCAGGAGCGGCUUCCUCGACGUCGGUGACAUCUGUCAGGAUAUGAACGAAUGUGACAGUAUGCCGUGCCAACAGGACGCCGACUGUAUCAACACCCAGGGCAGCUACUACUGCGUGUGCAAGCCAGGUUUCGUGGAUGACGGUGCUGUUUGUAAAGAUACCAACGAGUGUGUGGUUGACAAGUGCCCAUCCCAUUCAACAUGUGUGAAUACACCCGGAAGCUAUAACUGCACAUGCCUAGACGGGUACUUUAAAAAGGAUGACCUAUGUUUAGACGUCAACGAAUGUGUCGACUCCCCGUGCGCUGCCGGCGCUGACUGCACCAACACCGACGGCAACUACACAUGCGCAUGUCCACCAGGAUACAGCGUUGUCGACAACACCUGCACAGACAUUGACGAAUGUGACACAGUCGUCUGUCCUCCGCAUACGAGCUGCAAUAACACCAUUGGAGCUUACAGUUGUCCUUGUCUGGUCGGAUUCCAGGAUCUGGGCGGUGCCUGUAUAGACCAAAAUGAAUGCCUUCAGGACCCAUGUACCGACAAUGCAGACUGUACGAAUAUUAUCGGAAGUUACGAGUGUGCUUGCAAAACUGGCUUCCAGAAUAACAGUGGUCUUUGCCAAGAUGUGAACGAGUGUUCUGGAGACAACCCCUGCCCCAAGAACACUCUAUGUGAGAACAACCCUGGGAGCUACAACUGCCCCUGCAGGAACGGCUUCGCGAUGUCACUGGGUGUGUGUGAAGACAUCAACGAGUGUUCUUCAUUUCCGUGCCCCACCCGCUCCACCUGCCACAACUCUCUCGGCAGUUUCUCCUGUGAGUGCCACGCUGGAUUCUACCAGAAAUCCCCACUGGAAUGUGUUGACAGCAAAGUGUUCAACAGCUCUGUUCGGCUCCUGGAGAUAGGGGGACAUCCAGCCGUCUACAGCAGCGUCUACGACGAUAUGAACUCGCCGGAGUCGCAAGAACUGUCCGCUAACUUCAGCCGCACUCUGUCGGACUGCCUCAACCAGACACUUGGCGUUCUGCUGUACGGCACCGUAGUCCACCAGUUUACAGAGGGAAGCGUCGUUGUGAACGCCACCAUUUACGUGGACCACAGUUACAACGGUGGUCCAGAGGAACUAACCACGAUGGUGCAAAAUAAUACCGAUGCUUUCAACAACAACGGGUUGGUCGUCAGCCAGUCUGAUACAUAUAUCACAGACGUGGACGAAUGCUCUGUCUCGACGCUGAACGACUGCGCGCCUGAGGCCGUAUGCCUCAACGACAUUGGAACGUACAACUGCACAUGCCGGCCAGAGUUCGUCGACUACUCCGCCGACCGGCCUGGACGCAAUUGUCUAGCUAUCGACGAAACCAACCAGGAUGCGGUCGGGGGCGUAACCGUUGCUACAGAUAAACACUACUACAAGGCAAGAGAGAGUGUCGUAGUCACCAUCAAGCUUCAGAGAGGGUCGCAUGUCAACUACACGCUCAGCUACGGUGAUGGCGUAGUGGAAACGAAGAGCGAUCCCCAGCUCCUGGCUUUCUUAAGCCCCAGUAACUUCACCCACAAUUACAUCCUCGCGAACACAUACAACGUGACGGUGACGUCAGCAAACGACGUCAGUUCCAUCAACUCUACAGUUCAGAUCAGUGUUGAAGAUGAAAUACGGCAACUCAAGAUUGACAUUCAAAAUGGCGCUACUGAAUUUGAAAGGGAUUUCAUUCUGUCAGUUUCAAAUGAUAAUUUGAUAUUGGAGUAUAUGCUCUGCGUAUUUAAUUAUGGAGAUGGAACCAUCAACACAACCACUAUCAACAUCCUGUCCAAAGUGAAAACCGUCAGAUAUACCCACGCUUAUCAACUAGGAGAUUUCAUAGUUGCGGUGAAUUGUUCAAACCACGUGUCGUCGUCAGUGACGUCACUUCCUUUCUUCGUUGAAGAAGCGAUAAGCGAUGUAAAUAUAACUACCAACAAGGGUGUGAUACUUCCCGGAGAGACGUUCGACCUGUCAAUCGGUAUAGGAAAGGGAUCAAAUAUAUCUCUUAUUCUUGAUUUCGGGGACAACAGGAACAGGACGCUGCACCUUGGCAACAUGAUGCCUGGAGCGUCCACCCAAUUCGUGACCCACUCGUAUCCGAAAUCAGGGUCCUUCACACCCAGAGUUAAAGUAAGCAACAGAGGGACGCAAAUCGAACAAUCACUAAUCGGUUCCAUCGAGGUCCAGAACAAGGUGAAGGAUCUGACUAUUGAGACUCAGAGUCCUGUAGGAGUCCCUCCUGGCGAGAUAGACAUCGUCAUCAAAUAUCCAUCAGAUGACUCACCUCCGUCCUUCGUCACUUGUAAAACAGACCUUCCCAACGUAACAAAUGAAGACCACUCAGCGGACUCUAUAAGUGUAGAUACUCCCCUGUCCUUCACAGUGUUGUGGACGAGUGUCUUUGAUGUUGGACGAGUGCCUUUCUCUGUAAAUUGUUCCAACUUGCUGAGUUACCAGGUCCUGCAGUCUGAGGUGUUAAUUCAGAAAGCCAUCAUUGGUUUCUUUGCCAAUACAAGCAGUCUCUUCAUACCUAUCGGUGGCCAAGUGGAAUUCAUGCUGUAUGUGGAAUCGGGGAGUCAUAUCAACUAUAUGUUCAAUUUCGACGACAACAACACGGCGACGGGUGACUUCCAGGACUUGAUCGUUUCUAGGAAAUCAGUUAAAGGGUUAACAGCCUACAAUUCUAAAGGGAUUUAUGAUACCAGCGUGACGGUGUUUAACGAAGUGUCCAAUAACGUAACGGAAUUCAGAAUUGGUGUUCUGGAAGAAGUCAAAGGGUUAACAGCAACUGCAUUUUAUCGAAAACUGGACACGUCUGAUGCUCUGACUCCAGGUCAUGGGUUGGACCUCGAUGUGUUCCCCCUUGAACGUCCAGUGAUAAUCAAUACAACAGUACGGUCGGGAAAUGACAUCACAUAUAUCUGGGACUUCGGAGAUGGGAUAAUAGAGAGGACUUCCGCCAGAAUACACAGUCACACCUAUAUGACUUCCGGUACAUAUGCCGUGAGUGUGAACGCAACAAAUGCCUUGUUCUACGACGCCGUUAAGUUGAGUAUCACUACAAAACAGACCAUCCUGUUCAACACACUAGUAAACGACGGUCCUUCUGAUGCUUAUAAAAAUAUCACAAUCACAGCAAACCUCGCACGGCCGGGAUCAGAGUCGUGCUUUGUCUUCGACAUGGGUGAUUCCACCACCCCUGUUCUUUAUGGCGAGAGUCCCUGUUCAACAAACCCUGACUAUGAUGGGUACAAAUACUACGCCUGGUCACCCACAACGCUCCUGUACCACACGCACACGUACACCAGCAAUGAGACGUUUUAUGUUACCCUGAACGGCACGAACAUCGUGUCCGAAGCUUCAAUCCACACAUCGGCGGUUAUAAGUGGUGUGAGUUGUCACUACCCAAUAGUACACAUUGUAGGCGGAGGGCAGCAGAUAGACGAGCCUGUGACCAGACUCCGAUCUGACUGGUUGGUUUUCGAGAGCAGAGUGGACCUCGACUGUGAGAUCACUAACGAAGCCGAAUAUAACUGGACUAUCUUUAAAGUAACAACUGGGGAGAACUUCCUGGAUUUCAUCUUCGACCCCUAUCCAGCCCAGUCGGAGUCUGCAGGGCUGUUUAAAAUCCUAUUUCGUCCAAGAGCUUUUGAACCGGGUGAUUACAAAAUAAGCUUGAACGUUUCAAUGGCAAGGAUUUCCGGCUUGUUUCAUUCCGAUUUCACGUAUUUACGAAUCCUCCCGACUGACAUCGUGGCUCGUAUUAAAGGAGGAACUGGACGAGCUGUUGGGUAUGACAGCACCCUGGAACUGAACGCGAUAGAAGAAAGCUAUGACCCUGACGAAGAAGACGGCUCCUCCAAGGCCCACUUCACGUAUGUCUGGUGGUGUAGGAAGGAGGGCGAGUCCUUCGAGGAUGCUGUUGAUGGCGUCGUCGAGAUUCCCCAGAACAUAUCUGGUAUCUUCCCAAACGCAUCCACUGGGUGUUUUGGCACCGGCAUUGGGAAGCUUCCGUGGACGGAAGGAAUUGUUUCCUUCAACACACGACAGCUUGAGUUUGACACAACGAAUAUUUUCCGGGUGGAGGUCACAGUGGGUAAUAGAAAAGCCAGUUUUGAACAAGCUAUUACAAUCGUUGAGGGCGACCCACGGGAGUUUCAGCUGACCUGUGUUGUGAACUGCAAGUCCAAGGUCAACCCAUCUGGCGAGUUCAGCUUGACCAGCCAGUGCGUGAAGUGUCACCCGCUGGACACUGUCUAUUACAACUGGACGCUUCUGUUAUACAACGACACCGCCGGUGGCUACUUGACCGUGGACGACCUGGACUCGAUGAUCUCUACUGGGGCGCACUCUUCCAGUGUCCAGUUCUACGCUAGGGGUCUCAUCGGGGGCAUGAAGUACCGACUCAGGCUUGAUGCCAACCUCCACGGCUACGCCCCCAGCUUCACAGAAUACGACUUCAUCACCAACGAACCACCGUACGGUGGAACGUGUGUGAUCGUUUCUGGGGAGGCACAUUCUCUGGGACUGAAGUUGAUUAUCCAGUGCCAGGGCUGGAUUAACCCGGGGGAGGAGGCGUUGGGGGCGGGGCUGCUGUACCGGUUCCUGGUGUACGCCCGGGGGAGGGGCGACGUGCAGCUGCUGUAUUAUGGCACAGAUCCCUACACCCAAUCCCAGAUCCCCAUAGGAGAGGAGACCCAGGACUACAUGUUCGACAUCGUUGUGAGGGUGGCCAACCCAAUAGGAGAGUUUGUUGAGAUCAAGCUGGAGACCCAGGUGAAGCCCCCAGAGGUGAAGGAGAACGUGGAGACCUACUUGAAUCUCACUUCCGGUUCCUCCAGCACACUCUCGUCACUUCUCGCCACAGGCCGCGAGCAGGAGGCCAAACAGUUGAUAGUAGCAGUUGCCUCCCUUAUCAAUGAGGACAGCGCCAAGCAGGAGGCAUCCGUUUCGACCGGAGAUACGACUACAGCGCUCCCAGGAGCAUCUCCCACGGCAUCAACUGAGGCAGAGGAAGAGUUAAAGCAACAGAAACAGAAGAGAGUUGAGCUGCGGACGGAGGUGGUGAAGACCCUGGCGACCACAGAUGCCUUGACCCUGGACUCUCUGCAGCAGACGGCCAUGGCAUUUAGGGUGAUAACCCAUCAGACCACGGAACUGUCAGAGGAAGCUCAGGAUAUGACUGUGACGACGAUGUCAACGAUGGCAAACACGUUCCAGUUGAUGGUUGAAGAGGAAAGACCACAGUCGGUUGAGCAGGAGCUGAAGGCUGCGGAAGACAUCGUUGCUGCCCUUGGUAACAUCAUCUUGGCAGCCCGCACUGAGGCCUCCGGAAGUGACACCAAUGACACUUCACCUACAGAUCCAUCACCAACCCAAGGGUCCUCCACAUCAGCUUGGCAAGCCGAUUCUGAAUCUCAAGCCAAGGCUCGUGAAGUUACUAAACUGGCUCUGGAAGUAGCAGAUUCAGUGGUGAAAACUAUACUGAAGAAACAAGUCCCCGGAGCGCCACCUGUCGUCAUGAAGAAUCAGAUGUUUACAGUGGUUGCUGAGAGAAAGGAGACGUCCAAGUUAGGCAACUCUGUUUUAUCUGCAGACGAAGGAUCCUUCAAGUUGCCAUCUUCAAGGGACAUAGUAACUGAGAAUGUGACGAGCCACAUUAUAGAUACUAAGUUCGUCACCUCCCAGUUAAAUCCAUACGUCUGGGACAACAGCGCCGACAGCGUCAACUCUCCCAUCCUCACAAUGAAUCUAUACGACUCUGGCGGCGACGAGGUGAAGGUCAACAACUUAGGCUCCAACAUCAUCAUUGACAUAGGCGCUGUAGGUAACGACAGCAACAAAGUGGUCGUACAUCCGGUCCUGACCGGAAAUGAGACAAUGGUUUACCAUACCUGGAGCGUGUCGGGAAAUAACAGCGAGAACCUCAGGAUAACAGUGAUACCCCAGGCUGCAAACGUCACGCUUGAGUUGUACAUUAGAAAUGGAACAUUUCCUACGGAGAGUGAGUUUGACCUCUUCUACCAGGUCCCUCGUGACGUGAACGCUACCGAGCUUGGUGACCCCGCCCUCGAAGAAGAGUUAAGCUACACCAUCUUUGUCACCGGAGAAGAACAGGCAACGAUGGGAAAUGGAACUUUUUACAUUGGAGUCAAAGAACAAGUAAACAUCUCAACCACGGAACCUGACUACAGCGACUACUACGACUACGGCAACAACGAUGACGAUGACGUGAAAGUUAUGACCAACUACUCCAUCAGCUUCAGUACGUCGGCCUGUCGGUUCUGGAGGGAGGCCGAAGACAAGUGGAUCACAGAUGGUUGUCAGGUCAGCGAACUUUCCAACUCCCGCUUCACGAGGUGUCUUUGCAACCAUCUGACGGCAUUCGCCAGUGGCGUCUUCACUCCUCCUAACUCCAUCAACUUCAACACCGUCUUCAACAACCUCGGCGCUAAGUUACUUGACAACAACGCCGUCCUCAUAACCCUGUGUGUCAUCUUUUUCCUCUACAUCGUCUGCGUCAUCUGGGCCAGAAGGAAGGACAAGCGGGAUGUGGAGCGGUGGGGCGUGGCUCCUCUAGCUGACAACGUGCUGGCCGACAAGUAUUUCUACCAGAUCACCGUCUUCACGGGCAUGCGCUCUGGGGCGGGUACAAGGUCACGUGUCAGCUUUGUUCUGUCUGGGGAUGACGCCGACACCGGCGUGAGGGACAUGGCCGACGAGAAAGGAGCGAAGGUGUUCAACCGCGGGAGUGUUAACCAGUUUGUGAUGGGUGUGAGUGAAUGCCUCGGCCCUUUGUCCUACCUCCGAGUCUGGCACGACAACUCUGGCAAAGGGAAACAACAAAGCUGGUAUCUCAGUAAGGUCGUCGUGUCCGACCUGCAGACAGGGGAGAGUUUCUUCUUUCUGUGCAACCGGUGGCUGGCUGUUGAAGAGGAUGACGGUAUGAUUGACAGGAUGAUGCCCGUGGCCGGCACCGGGGACGUCCUCACAUUCAAUCACCUCUUCUUCUCCAACACCAAGAAGAGCCUUACUGACUCGCAUCUCUGGAUCUCGGUCUUUGCCCGACCUCAGAGAAGCAACUUCACCCGAGUACAACGUGUCUCCUGCAUCCUGUCCCUCCUAGCAACCACCAUGCUGGCUGACGCCAUGUUUUAUAAAGCCGAAAGCAAACACGAUGCGGCCUACUCUUUCACUUUAGGACCUCUGAAAUUCUCCCUCAAUGAACUCUACGUCAGCUUCGUCAGCAGCCUCGUCGUGCUGCCUGUGAACAUCCUCAUUGAUCAGAUAUUCAGACGAUGCAAGACCAGGACGACUACCAAGGUGGACAACGGUUUCCUCCAGAAGAACCUGAAGAUCAACACACUCCGUCCAUCAACCUCAGCGUCUACUUGUCCUGACCCCAUCAGAACAGUUUACGAUGGCACACUCUCCCCCGACCCUGCCACGCCCAGCCCGACCCCAGGAAAGUCCUCCAACCCUCUGAUCACGUCUUACACACAGAGUUCAGGGGAUAUAACACUGAAGACUAACAGGAAGAUCAAGAAGCUGAAAGCCAAGCCUAAUCGUAAGAAGAAGAAGUACUUCCCCUGGUGGACCAGGUAUAUAGCGUGGCUGCUCGUGUUCAUCAGUACUGGAGUGUCCGCCUUCUUUACCUUCUUGUACAGCAUGGAGUGGGGGAAGGUGAAGUCGAACGCUUGGCUGUCGUCCAUGUUGCUGUCAGUGGGGCAGUCUGUGCUGUUGUUGCAGCCAAUUAAGAUCAUUGUCGUGGCGGUGAUAGUCGCGUGGGUUGUCAAGAAGCCCGAACUGGACGACCUUCCAGAAGAUGAAGACCCGAACGCUGUCCAGCCUCAGCAGGACGAGGAGGUCACGCACGAGAUGCCACCCGAGUCAGUGACCCGGCCGAAGAUGCCAGUUCCUCAGCUUGACCAGGAAGCCCUCCAGGCCGCUCGGACGAAGCGCUUGAGGGAGAUUGAGAUGAUGGCUAUUAUCAAGGAGGUCGUCGCCUACGUCCUCUACCUCACCAUCCUCUUCAUGGUGUCCGUCCACAACAGGGACCCCAAUUCCUUCCUCAUCAAGGACAAUCUCCUCAACAUGAUCGCGGGGACGUCCGCAUUCACCAAGGUCAGCACCGGUAACGACUUUUGGAACUGGACCCGCCAUUACCUUCUGCCAAACCUAUACGCCAACAAACACUUUGGGGUCCCUCUGGAGGAGAGAGGCCAGCGCUUUGUGUCCAACAUGGUGGCUUACAGGGUUGGGCCUCUCAGGUUCAGGCAGCACAGAGUCGUCACAGGCCAGUGCCACACACCUCCAGACCUUCCGAAGAACUUCGCCAAAUGUAGCCAUGCUUGGUCCUGGGAGAGACAGGACACCAAACUCUACCUGGAAGGAUGGCAGAGGUUGGCGACGAACGUCACCCCCAUCACCCCGCUUAACUACCCCUGGGGCUACAAGACCUUCAGCAAGACUAACGGAAUCCCGCACGUCGGCAAGGUCGGGGUGUACCCAGCUGGAGGGUACGUCGCUGAUCUCAUCGGGAGCGAGACGCGUGUCAGUAAGAUGGUCGACACCCUGAAAGAGAAAGAGUGGAUCGACAAAUACACGAGGGUGGUGUUUGCCGAGUUCACGGUGUAUAAUCCUAACGUGAACAUGUUUGCUAUGAUCAUGGCGACGAUGGAGAUAAUGUCGACGGGGUCGUCGGCGGUGGACGUGAUAGUGAGGCCGUUCCGACUCUUCUCCUACCUGGGGGGCUACGGUGUCGUAGUAGCGGUCUGUGAUGCUCUGUCUUUGGUCUUCAUCGUUUACUUCUUCGUCAGAGAGUGCAAGAUACUGAAAAAGCAGAAGUGGGGAUAUUUUCGACACUUCUGGAACUUUCUGGAGUUGUCCAUCCUCCUGCUGUCCCUGACGACAGUGGCCAUGUACGUGGGGAGACAUCUGAUGACAACGUAUGCCAUAUCUAAAGUUACAAAACUAAGAGAUCGCUUCUACAACUUCCAGCGUCUGGCAAUGUGGGACGAACUGUUCACAUUUCUCUUAGCCUUCGUCAUAUUUGUCUCCAUGCUCAAAAUAAUCCACAUGCUUCGCUUCAACAAGAAGAUGUCCAUGUUGGCGGGGACACUGAAGAAGGCGACCCAGGAGCUGUCGGCGUUCUCCGUCGUCUUUGUCUGCUUCAUCAUCGCCUUCAUGUCCCUCGGGUUCCUCACCUUCGGGGCCAACGUGGAAGGCUACAGCAGUGUGUUGCUCUCCCUGGAGACUCUGCUCUCCUUCGCCCUGGGACACUACCAGUUUGAGGAGCUCUCCGUGGCCAAUAGGACAAUCGGACCUAUCUUCUUCUUCGCCUACAUCAUGUUCGUGGUUCUGCUGAUGCUGAACAUGUUCGUCACUAUCCUGAACGAUUCCUUUAGUGUGGUAAGAGCCAAGGUCAACAGUGAGCAGAAUGACUAUGAAAUGGUUUCCUUCAUGUGGGAAUGCUUCCGGUCGUGGAUUGAGCUCACUGGCCUUGUCCCAAAAGCAAAGGGCAAGUACUCUGAUAAGGAAGACUCUCUGAACGAUGACCAAAUGGAGGAUGACAAACCCAAGACGCUCCAAACAGCUAUGACGUCCGUUCACCAGAAACUGGACAACUUAGAGCGACGUCUGGACGAGAUGUCGGGGCGCCAGCCGUCCAGGAAGCUGCAGUUCAUGACCACCCGCCAGGACGUCGACUUUCUAGACAUGGACCUGGAUGAGUUCACGAGAAUCUUCCCCCAACUCACAAGGCUAAAAUAACCCCACGUCAAAGACCUUCCUCUGCUGCACAAAAUAGGCAGUGAUAUGUUUUUCAACUGUUUGUUUCUGCAUCCUUAGUCCAUGGAUGUUAAGUGAGACAUCAAUGUUAUGAUGAAAUACGUCUAAAUGUGUAGAAUAUGUAUUCAGAAGAGAGUGAUCAAAGGAUACAGUUGUAUAUUCGUGGAGGAGACGUACUUCGUUCUUUGUACAUGUAUGUCUGAAGUUACACAUCUUUAAUGUACUUUUUGUUUCCUUUGUAGAGUUUGUGGGUUCCCUAGAUACAACUAAAAGCAUCUUAAAACUACAUCCACCCCCUUUACAUUUAAGACAAGGACUGUCCUGUUUGAUUUCGGUUUUCAAAUUGAAUAAAGAGCCGGUCUGAAAAUCGAGUAAUUGUCUUGCAAAGAUUUAAUUGAUGAAAGUUGUUGAUAAUCACAUUAUCAUUGUGAAAACACUUAUCUCGGCCACGUCUAAGCGUUAUAUUUCUAAUAGGCUACUUAAAAAGUACUAACAACAGUAAAUAGUGGAGAUAGUUUACAUCAAUUAUUUUUUGUAGCAUGUAAUUGUUGAUAUAUUCUUUAUGUGAAUAAAUGUUUUAAUGUUAAUAAUUCAUAAUACACGUAUUCUUCACAAAGUAUGGUGAUUUGUGAAGUAGUAAUUCCAAGUUUGCUUGUGCCAGAAUGCCCACAGUAAAUCCGUCCAAUUAUAGUUUGUUGUGGUUAAACUGGGCUAAUAGUAUUGCCUCACCGGAACGUGUGUAUAAACGGCCAUCUGUUUUAUAAUAGUAUGUAGUAAGUUAAGAAAUUUACAAUAAUCAAUUGUUUUACUGUUAACUAUUAUUCAUACUGUUAUAACAUUGAUAUAUAUUUAAGAUAAUGUGUAUUUACGAUGUUAUUGUCAUAUCGUUGAAACUGUUACAUAGUGUACAGAUUACAAGAUAACCCAUAGCUGAACAAUUUACAAUAAAACAUUUUUUACAUGUUCCAAUAAAACAUGCAAUUGUACAUCAACAGCUAUACGAUAAAGCACACUACUGUAGAAAUUACAAUACCUAUGGCUUUACAGAUUCCAGUGUAUGCUGUAGAUGUACAGAUUAAAAUAAAAGCUAUAGUUGUAGCUUACGACUACCCCAUCUGUUUUGGGGCUCUGUAGCAAACUGA